This is a messenger RNA of Lactuca virosa, 801 nucleotides long. NCBI's taxonomy places the organism in Eukaryota, Viridiplantae, Streptophyta, Magnoliopsida, Asterales, Asteraceae. The record is from the annotation of a GenBank genome assembly.
AUGUCCAGAAAUAGCGAUGGCGCCACCACAACCACCAUCUCUUUGCUCCAAGACACGGAGGUGGCAGAGAAGAACAGCGGCGGAGAUAGGCCGAAAGAGCCAUGGAAAGGCGAACUUGUGAAGAGCAUAGUGUACUCCGGACUCGAUGCUAUCGUCACCUCGUUUUCUCUCAUUUCUUCCAUCUCCGCCGGCCGUUUAUCUUCCGUUGAUGUGUUGGUUUUGGGGUUUGCAAACUUGGUGGCCGAUGGGAUAUCAAUGGGGAUGGGAGACUAUGUUUCGAGUAACACAGAGCAUGACGUGGCGGCGAAGGAGAGACUCGUGACGGAAUGGGACGUCACUAACUGUCGCCGCCUUCAAGAACAAUCGUUACUUGAUCGGUAUCGAGCUCUAGGGAUGAACCAUGAAGAUGCAACAAUGGUUGUGGAAAUCUUUGCAAAGUAUAGCGACAUAAUGGUGGAGGAAAAGAUGGCCCAGAAUGGAAUAUUAUCACCGGAGGAAGGGGAGAAGCCAUGGAAGACAGGCUUAGUAACUUUCGGAGCUUUUCUAUUGUUUGGUAGUGCUCCGAUCCUUUCAUUCAUCGUUCUCAUCCCGUUUACCCAAAACGACACCCUCAAGUUCAUUGGUGCAUGUGUUCUCUCCGCCCUCGCACUGGCGGCUCUCGGAAUCGCGAAGGCGAAGAUCGCCGGUCAGAAUUACGCGUUGUCGGUGGUGGGAACCCUUUUCAAUGGUGCAAUUGCUGGUUUUGCGGCUUAUAUAAUUGGGUGGGGACUAAGGAAUGUAGCUGGGUUAGAAGAAGAAUAG